AAAAUUAAUUGUUUGCUCAUUCUUUUUACUGAAACGUGUUACGUUGAAAAUACAUUUAUAUCUAAUCAAAUUCAAUUUCCAUCGCGUGACGUCAUUGUGUGUUUAUGCCUGUGUAUAAGUUUGUAAAAUAAUCGAUGACGUCAUUGCUGUUUCAAGGCCUGUAAUAUUUUUAGGUCGUUUAAUAUCCAAAACAAAGCCAAUAUUGUGAUCAUGAGUGAGUUGUUGUGCACCUGACUUUUCUUCUAACUUUUAAAACAUGUCAGUUCAGCAGUUCUGUUUAAGAUGGAAUAAUCAUCAACCGAAUUUUAUAUCUGUAUUUUCAACCCUUCUUCAUAAUGAGUCUCUAGUUGAUGUCACGUUAGCAGCUGAAGGAAGGCAUUUGCAGGCUCAUAAAGUUGUUCUAUCAGCAUGCAGUUCUUAUUUUCAGACAUUAUUCACUGUCAAUCCUUGCCAGCAUCCCAUAGUUAUUCUAAAGGAUGUGAAAUAUAUGGAUUUAAAGAUAAUGGUUGAUUUUAUGUAUUAUGGAGAAGUGAAUGUAUCACAAGAGCAACUACCACAUAUAUUGAAAACUGCAGAAAUGCUGAAAAUUAAAGGUUUGGCAGAAAUGCCCGACUCCACAUCUCUAACAAAAUCUCAUAGUGCUUCUUCAGAAAGAGCUGACAUACUAACACCCGGAGAUUCAACAUGGGGCUCUGACACACACAGACAUUCACCAUCACCUGCUCCCCUAUCACCAAACUCGAAAAGAAAAAGGCUGAGAAAAUCUUCAACUGGAUCAACAUCCUUAUCAACAGAACGAUGCAAUUCAGAGGAACAAGUUUUAAUACAGAGUACAACUAGUGACGCUAACUCUGGACUUAUUCGAUCAAAUAAACAUACAGCAAGUACAGAUUCAGACAAUCAACAACCUUUUGAAGGGAGCCAUGAAAUACAUGAGAAUAAUAGGCUAAUUGCUCAAAAAUCUACGGAAUCUGAAUCCAGUGUUAGUGUAGUACAAACCCUUGGUGUGCCUAUGGUGGACAUGGCUGGACCUCCAAUUUCUGGAAAUUGUCCUCAACAGGCUCCACAGCCUGGGUUGCAAUGGACUGUGGUGGAGCAUGCGUAUCCGCGUUUUGCCUUAUCGCAAUGUCAGGCAAAUAUGGAUGUGAGCAGUCCCAGCAACGGUAUGCAGUAUACCAACAAUGCCAACUAUCAACCUCCGCAAGUGAUCAAUGUGAAUUCAUGUUCGGUAUCGGCCGAUAACAAUUAUCAGAUGUCGAAUUCAACUUCUCCCAGCGUCAGUGGCGAGAGUAUAUCGGCUUAUGAUCAACAAACAUCUACAAUAGAUGGAAUAAUGGGCAAUAGCGGUAACCAAACUUCUCCAGUAAAGGCUAAGAGGACAAAGAAUCCUCAAGCCGAUGAGAAUUUUGUGCGAGCCCUGGAGGCGGUCCGAUUCGGUGGUAUCGGAUUCUGUAAGGCUGCUCGUAUGUAUGGGGUGAACAAUAGAACUCUUUGGUUAGAAUUCAAAAAAAGGGGAUAUUCUAAUAACAGGCCUAGUAUAAAAAGUCGAGUAAAACUAGAGACUCCUUCACCCCCGCCUCCUAUGAACAAUGCCACAUCACAACCACUAGCACCUCCACAAUCACUAUCUGCACCUCCUGAAGACAUUCACCAGACUGGCGGUAGUAAUUCUGCUGAUUCUUCACCUGGAGUACCCGUCAUGUGUCCGCCUCCGUCCGGACAUACAAUGGGUGGUGUAAUGGGAUUUUUAGACACACGGCAUGUGGAAUUUUCUCCUGCUGUUGCUAGACCCAGGUUUCAAGAGCCCAUUGCAAUGAAUCAGACUCCAAUAAAUUUGCAUGGAGUGAGCUAUAGUAAUAUCUGAGCUGGGCCACUUGUCUUAGCGGGAUAUAUAGUGCAAUGAUCCGAGCUUUGAAACCUGCUUUGACAAGAAGAAAAGAUAAAACAAAACAAAGUUUUAGUUGGAUCUGAAUUUAUUUUGUGAUAGUUUGUAAGAACU
Ctenocephalides felis (cat flea) is the source of this 1999-nucleotide messenger RNA. Its product is annotated as protein abrupt. Bases 257 to 1864 code for a protein of 535 amino acids. The transcript is spliced from 5 exons. The record is from RefSeq and is a predicted model, not a curated record. Gene Ontology annotation, molecular function: DNA binding; protein binding. Gene Ontology annotation, cellular component: nucleus. Gene Ontology annotation, biological process: regulation of transcription by RNA polymerase II. Lineage: Eukaryota; Metazoa; Arthropoda; Insecta; Siphonaptera; Pulicidae.